Molecule: messenger RNA, 1939 nt
Organism: Alternaria alternata
Lineage: Eukaryota; Fungi; Ascomycota; Dothideomycetes; Pleosporales; Pleosporaceae
Exons: 3
Coding region: 458-1939 (493 amino acids)
Source: RefSeq, a predicted model, not a curated record
CGGUUUUGACUUAGCGUACUGAUAGUGCGUAUUGAUCAGAUACCUUGCAUCGUCUUACCAUUGCGUUGUAUAGAUAGUUGAAAUAGCUUUGCCUCUUCCCUUUUUGGAGCCGGUCAUUCACAUCGCCAAGUUUGGUAAUUACAACAUCGGUGCUGUCGUCGACCUAGCUCGGCAGAGCUCCGUACUGGCUCGAUUUCCGUCGUCCCACCGCUCGAUUCUGUGAAGCGGUCAACUGCAUUAGGCGAAUGACAGAGCGCCGCGCUCGUGAAUGUUCAAAGUACCCGUGGACCUCGACAUCUCCACAACACCCCGCAAUCAUCAGUCACGCCCACUUCACCGCUGCGGUAUCUCGCCCUCUACGACCUCGCGUAACUGCGCAUUCACGUCGACUAGAAGAAUAUUGUAAGAUUAGCGGCCAUUGUAACAUCUUUAAGAGGCGCAUGCCGCGUGUGGACUCAUGUCUCUCGCUCAACAAGUCCACCAGGAUUACAAGUUCGACGAACAAUAUAUCUAUCGUCAGUCUCUUGCACAACUUCAGCCCUGUCUGCCUUAUGCUCCAGAAGCUUCUCCGACAAACCACACCUUCGACUUCCAUAACCGCACUGGAAUGAUGGCGCAGUCAAUGGCCGAGAGUUCUUACAUGCAAACUCAGCCAUGGGGAAUGCAACAGAUCGAACAGGACGACACGAAACCGAUGACCACAUCCAGCCCAAGCAUCCACACGUACUCAUCCGGCCAGAACUGGAGUGGAGCAUAUGAUACUUCGUUCGACUGGCCCCAUGCUCUUCAACAGGCAGCAACCUUCAUCCUACCAAAUUCAGAGUCGCACUUCCAUCAAAACCACGCUCUGGUAUACAAUGCAACAUUUGCUACACCGACUGCGACUGGAAAGGGCUACGGCGAUGAACGAAGAGCUUGCGUGCCUGCCGAACUGAAUGGUUUGCCUCAUGGGCUUAUUGACAGGUCUGUCCUAGGUGCGAGCAUGUCCUCGUCACCGAAGAGUUAUGUCAGCGAUGAAUUCGGGAACACAUACACUCCAGUUUCUAUGUUAGACCAAUCCUCACCAACCGAGAACUGGAAUGGAUACCCAGUAACGGCCAACAACGCUGUUCUUUCGGCACCUUGCAGGCCGUUCCUUGCGCAAAAGACCGAUAGUGAUGUUGGGCUCUCAGGAAUCCCAAGGACGAGCGCAAGCACGGUUAUGACUCCCGUCGUCCCGUCUAAUGGCUCUAGCAGGCAGGACCUAGUACUCAUUGCUCCGCUCGGCGACGACCAACAGUCCGGAUCUGAGUACUCGCAUUCACAGAACAGCAGCGCUGGGCACUCUCCCUGGUACCGCGCGAAACAGUCAUAUGACACUUCGAACGCACCCUCCAGGUCCCGUAACAUUGCAAUUUAUAGCAAUCCCAGCAGCGAUACGAGCCUAUUACCGACAUCAGGACCUCGUCCCAUCCAGCACUGCUCAACGCCUUGGAACGGCUCGCGCCCGAGCGCCCAUACUCAGAAUCGUAUACAGGACAAGUUUCAGGUACCGCGCAGUGCUGGUGCACAAGCCCAGAGAGAGCACAACGACCAAGUGCUCAUUGAGGGCAAAAGGAGAGGAGAGACAUACAAGGAAAUCAAGCUCAAGAUGGUGGGCGAGAAGCCUGCGGAGUCCACUCUGAGAGGUCGCUAUCGGUCGUUGACAAAGGCGAGGAAAGAUCGGGUCCGAAAGCCCGUCUGGACUAAAUUGGAGCUUUUGGAUGACGCCGUCCAGCAAGAGUUCGAUCGUAUCGAGAGCAGCCUACAGAAUCCGUACUCGUUAAGCUUGGACCAGAAGAUCCUGAAAGUUGCCUGGAAGAAGGUCGCAGAGUUCAUCGCUGACAGUGGUGGCUCGUAUCAUUUCAGCAACGCGACUUGCAAGAGGCGAUGGCUAGAGCGCCAUCCGGAUCAGAAGUGA